AUGGCCAUCCUCAGCUCGACGAGUGUCAUCAACAUCACCAAGACGCGCCUCCUUGUUGCCGUCUCUCUCGCGUUCACUUGGACGGUUGCGUUUCUGGUGCCUCAGUACCGGCCCAUCGUCCAGGCCAGCGUGUCGUCCCGCAUUCACGAUGCCCGCCAAAGACUCCCGGACCUCUGGCCCGUAUGGCCUCUCGCCGGCCGUUCGGAGCCGUUGCCACCCCCGUACUACUACAACACCUCCAAGGUCGCGCUCAUAAUUGAGCCCCGGGCUUUGCCGCACCUGGCACCCCUCAUCGUGCACAUGAUGGCCGUCGUUCCUCCCGAGUGGCGCUUCCUCUUUAUCGGUUCCUCCUGGAGCACUUACUCCGUCGGCCGGGUGCCCAGCAUCCGCCACCGCCGCGAGGCCGGCAAAAUAGAUGUCGUGGCGCUUUCCAGACCAUGGAAUGCCGAUACCGGGGAGGACAUCUCUCGGCUUCUGACGGACCUGCGCUUCUACGACACGUUUCUCCCCGGUGUCGAGUGGAUCUUCAAGUUUGAGCAGGACAGCAUCCUGUGUGCCAACUCGCCCAGAGAUCUGGACGACUGGCUCGACUGGAACGACCACUUCUCGGGUACCGGAGGUCUUUCUCUGAGGCGAGUCUCCUCUAUCCGACGGGUUCUCGCCUUCCAGGAACGGCACAACAAUUCUGAGCCCGAGGAUGAGUGGUUUGGAAAACGCCUCUCCCUGAUGCCCGGCGAGAGGGUGGCACACCAGUUCCAGGGAGCCAUUGCUGUCGAGAACAUCUUACUGGAGAAGCCGAUGGGGUACACGGUCCGUGGGGGGCACGAUGGCGGCUAUCUCGAUCACGACGUGUGGAAGGAUGCCGACUUGCGAAACCGGAUCUUCGGAUAUUGCCCGGAGCUGUCCAUCAUCAUGGACAUGAAGCUCGAGAGGGAGAGAUGCCCGGACGAUAACGGACGAGGCGGCAGAGGCACGGAAAAGGGGCUCCAGGACUUGGACCUGGCGAAGCUUGCGGUUGAAGUCAAUUCGGUUCAUUACGAUAUGGGAAGCGCAGGAGAACCUGCGCCGUUGCCGCCCCAGCCGCCUGCCAUGCCACAGCUCUAG
This is a messenger RNA of Purpureocillium lilacinum, 1104 nucleotides long. NCBI's taxonomy places the organism in Eukaryota, Fungi, Ascomycota, Sordariomycetes, Hypocreales, Ophiocordycipitaceae. The record is from RefSeq and is a predicted model, not a curated record.